Messenger RNA from Vitis vinifera (wine grape), 959 nucleotides. RefSeq lists its product as uncharacterized. NCBI's taxonomy places the organism in Eukaryota, Viridiplantae, Streptophyta, Magnoliopsida, Vitales, Vitaceae. The record is from RefSeq and is a predicted model, not a curated record. The transcript is spliced from 2 exons. Bases 1 to 780 code for a protein of 259 amino acids.
AUGUCAUUGGUUUAUAGGACCUGUCAUUGGUUUAUAGAUUGCAGGCUCUGCAAGCCUUAUUGUUCUUGUGACAGGCCAGGAGCAGUGUGUCAAGAUCCACGGCUCAUUGGAGGUGAUGGGCUCAUGUUUUAUUUUCAUGGCAAAAAGGACAAGGACUUUUGCUUGGUGUCUGAUCCUACAGUUCACAUAAAUGCUCAUUUUAUUGGCAAGAGUGGCAAGAAGGGACGAGAUUUCACUUGGGUCCAAUCUAUUGGGGUCUUGUUUGGUUCCCAUCAGUUAUAUAUUGGUGCAAAGAAAGUUUCCAAAUGGCAUGAAUCAGUUGACAAUAUGCUGAUCCAAUUGAAUGGAGAAGAGAUCAUGGUACCAGCCGGAAUGAGCAAAAGAUGGAGGUCACCAGUUUCAGGGUUGAAGAUCCAAGGUAUAGCUGAGACAAACAAGGUGAAGGUUGCAGUGGAAGGGCUGGUGGAAAUAGAAGCACGUGUGGUUCCAAUUUCUUCAGAGGAAUCAAGGGUGCAUGGAUAUGACAUCACAGAAGAUGAUUGCUUUGCACAUUUAGAGCUCAAUUUCAAGUUUCACACUCUAAGCAAGAGGGUGGAUGGAGUCUUGGGGCAGACCUACAGAUCAAGUUACAGAAGCCGAGUAAAAUUGGCAGCUGCCAUGCCAAUCAUGGGAGGGGCAGAUAAGUUUAACACUUCGCAUCUGUUUGCAACAGAUUGUGCAGUUUCUAACUUUGGAUUGAAAAAAGGUAUAGCUGAGGGUGGAGAGCCACUGACUACUUAGUGUAGAAGUGGAAAGGCAGAAAGGAUUAAUCUGCAGAAGGUAACAAGGUCAAAGGAAAGAAUCAAGCACCUUGCAGUAAUAAAAUCAAAUCUAACGGUGAGCUUCUAAUGAAUUUAAGAAAUUUAUCUCUAUGGGGAAACAUUUCUUGUAUGACGUCUUUAAGAAACAUUUUCUUUUCU